UGCUCAUACUCUGUACAGACUACUAGGUACAGACUACUAUAUAGUUUAAAAGAAAAGUUGUCGAUGUCGGGGGAGCUUUUUCCGAGAGUAAAAUAAAAGAGAGUAGAGUAUAGUAUAAUAUAAGGAUGGGAAUAAGGACAAGAGUGGGUGGAUGAGAGAUAGUAAAGGACAGAUUGAUAACACAGGAUAGGAAAAUAUAUAGAGAAGAAAAGAGAGGAUUAGCAGAGCAGCAGCAGCAGCAGCAGCAGCAGCACCAGCAGAAACUGCAAUAGGUAUAGUAGCAUCCAGGUGAAGAAACGACGAGGACAGAGCCUUGGUUUCUCGAGUUAAACUGGAAUUGCGACAGAGAAAAUAGAGAUAUAUGUAGAAAGAGAGGAUUCCCGCGAGCAGGCGCAGAUUCAACGGAUCCCGAAUAGACUUUACUCAUAGGGCAGUCGCUCCUUUGCUGCACCUUCGUGUUCCAUCUAGCCAAAUUAUUUUAUUGCCAAAUAAAAGUAUUGUGCUCAGUGUUAUUAAUAAUAAAGUGAAUAAAUUACUUGUUGUUAUUAAUUAUUCUGUUAAAGCUGUGAUUAAUUGGAGUUUACAUUUUAUUUACAACCAGACAAAUUAUUAAACUAGUGGUCUAAGUUGUGCUUUUCGGCGUUCAUCGUCGCCGUGUUAGGAGAACAAGAAAUCAUGUAUAAUUAAUAAAAUUACCACUCGGGAUGGCCACCUACAGCUCUGUGUACUUGGGCAUCUGGGGAGUUAUUAUAUUUGUUCUAAUAAAAGAAUCAAGACCAGUUAGUUGGGAGGAAUGGUGGACGUAUGACGGAAUAUCCGGACCCGCAUUCUGGGGUUUAAUUAAUCCAGAAUGGUCACUCUGUAAUAAAGGACGUAGACAAUCUCCAGUAGAUCUCGAACCAAAGAGACUACUUUUUGAUCGUAAUCUUCAGCCACUUCAUUUAGACAAACACGCUAUACGUGGAAUACUCUCGAACACUGGACAUGGAGUUGUUUUCUCUGUAGACAAUGGUACACAACAUCCCGUUAAUAUAUCAGGCGGACCACUAAGUUAUCGCUAUCAAUUUCAUGAAAUUCACUUGCAUUACGGUAUGAGUGAUCAACAUGGAAGCGAACAUACCGUAGAUGGUUAUGCAUUCCCCGCUGAGAUUCAAAUAUUCGGAUUCAAUUCCCAGCUUUAUAAUAAUUUUUCCGAUGCACUCCAUAGACCUCAAGGAAUCGUAGCAGUUUCUUUAUUACUUCAAUUAGGGGAUCUUUCAAACCCUGAAUUGAGACAAUUUACAGAUAAAUUAAACGAAAUAAAAUAUGGAGGAGAGGUCACGGAAAUUACUCGCUUCGCUGUACGAGAUCUUUUACCGGACACGAAUCACUACAUGACGUACGAAGGCUCCAUCACUAUGCCAGCCUGUCAUGAGACCACAACAUGGAUUAUUCUCAAUAAACCAAUAUAUAUUACUAAACAGCAGCUCAUCGCUUUAAGAGCUCUGAUGCAAGGUGACAAGCGACAUUCUAAAGCACCAUUGGGAAAUAAUUUUAGACCACCACAAUUACUUCAUCAUCGUCCUGUACGAACGAAUAUUGAUUUUAGCGUACAGGGAGUGAAAAAUUGUCCAACAAUGUAUCGAGAUAUAUAUUAUAAAGCAAAUAGUUGGGAACAAUCCGACUAAAUGGGAUUGAAUUAAAUGGAUUGCUGCUGUACAUGCUUUUUCAAGAGUUAUAAACUUUAUUGUAAAAAAAAAUUUAACAUAUCAACUCGCGUAAAGUCACGUGGCACAAAUUGUCGUGCAUAUAAUAUAUGAUUAAGUCAACAAGAACAUAUGGGAAAAAAAGAUGAUAUAAAUUAAACAAUGAUUGCGCCAAUAAGACAUCAAAAAAAUGCUUUGUUGUAAAACUUAUUAGACCUGAUUUGCCUAUUAUGUUUUGAGUGAACAAAAAAAAAAAUAAAUUAAAUUAAAUAAACACAAUACAAUAAUCUAUAUAGUUGAUUAGAACAGUAAAAGUAACGUAAAAACGUAUAAAAUUAUAUAUGUAUAUGUAUGCGUACGUAUAUAUAAAUUUAUUAAGAAAUUUAUAUAUUUAUAUAUAUGUACAUAUAUAAUAUCUGAAAACGAUGAAAGCUAUAAUUAUUGUGGCCUGCGUGAAUGUAAUGUAACUAUAUGCAAAAAAAACAGAAUC
Molecule: messenger RNA, 2175 nt
Organism: Microplitis demolitor
Lineage: Eukaryota; Metazoa; Arthropoda; Insecta; Hymenoptera; Braconidae
Gene: CARPB
Product: carbonic anhydrase-related protein 10
Exons: 10
Coding region: 705-1667 (320 amino acids)
Molecular function (GO): carbonate dehydratase activity; zinc ion binding
Source: RefSeq, a predicted model, not a curated record